UCUUCUCUCCUCCCUUUUCUCUCUCUCUCUCUCUCACUCAAAAAGAAAAAAAAAUCCCACCCUCCUCUCGCCUUAUUCCCAUUAUUUCGGCUUCAUCGCUGGAGUUAUUCAUUGCUGAGCUUUUCGCAAAGGAGGGAGGCGCGCCGGAGGAAGGGGCGACGCAGGCAGAAAAGCGCAGCAAGAGGGGAAAAUAUUUCUCCAAAAAAAAAGGAAGAAGAGGAGGAGGAGGAGGAAAAGGAGAGGGGGCUACUGGUUGCAAAUGAAUUCUUCCUUUGGCCCCCCUUUUCUUCUAUCUUGCAACACACACUUUCCCCCCCAGCGCCUUCCAGCACCGAAGGAGCUCAGCGCACAAUCCGGAAAAGGCGAAGUGGAUAAGAUUUCUCCUGCGUUCCUGCGUUGUUAUUCUUGGGUGUGUGUGUGUAUAUGCGUGUGUGCCUCUCUUUUUCUCUCUGUGUGUGUUUUCCCCCCUCCCCGAUCCCCCCCUUUCCCCCUUCCUUCUUUCUUUCCUUCUCACCCCCUCCAAAAAGAUGCGUUUCUUCCUCCCCAGAUUAUUGUCUCCAUCUUCUCCUCUGGAUCUGGGCAGGCGCCUCAAACUUUCCGGAUCUGCCGAAAAGCUGGUGCCAAGGCGAGGAUUUAUAAAACUUUACUGACCGAGGGGAUUUAGACAGACCUCGAUAGACCCAUCCUUUUUUUAAAAAAAAACAACAAACCUCUCUCUCCCUUUCUCUCUCGAUCUCUUUUUUUUAAACAUGCAAAAUAACAAUAUUAUUAGUAUUCUCUUUUGCGUGCGUCUGCGCUUUUAGCCCCGGUCUGUUUGCAAAAAAAAAAAAGGAGUGCUGUUCUCUGUCUCUGCCUUCUUGGAUUUUUGUGUGUGUGCGCGAGAGAGAGAGAGAUUGUCAAAGAAAGAAAACAAAGGAGAAGAAAGAGAGAAAAGGGGGGGGGAGAGAAAAAAGACUGAAGGGGAUUUGGUGCCCCCCUUCCUCCACAAAAAAAAGGAGUUGUGCCUCUCUCGCAGUAAUGGCCCCAGGAAUCUCAUGGGUUGGAUUUUAUACAGGUCUCCUGUUCGCUCUGCUAGAACUCUGGUUUAUAGAAGGGCUCAGUUUGGAACCAAUCUAUUGGAACACUUCGAACAAAAAGUUCCAGAACGAGGAGGGCUACGUUUUGUACCCCCAGAUUGGCGACCGCCUGGACCUCAUCUGCCCCCGCUCUGUGCCGCUGGGCCCCUUUUCCACAGAGGACUAUGAAUAUUACAAGCUGUACCUGGUCCAGACGGAGCAGGCCGAGCGCUGCGAGAUCCUCCGCACCCCCAACCUACUGCUCACCUGCGACCGGCCCGAGCAAGACAUGCGCUUCACAAUCAAGUUCCAGGAGUACAGCCCCAAUCUCUGGGGCCACGAAUUCAAGACCAACCAGGACUAUUACAUCAUCACAACUUCAGAUGGUACCAAGGAAGGGCUUGAGAACAUGAAGGGCGGUGCCUGCCUCUCCAAAGGCAUGAAAGUCGUCUUGAAAGUCGGGCAGCAUCCCAACACGGGCUCCAAAACCCCGAAGUCCGUUCCAGACACGCCUACCGAGAAGGAGAGAGGGACGUCUGGGGCAGCCGAGCCCAGCAAGGAGGUCAACCCAGGACCCCCGACUGGAAACGCCACCGGGAAGGUGGGAGGCGAGAAUGGCCCCCUGCCCCAGUCCAGCGUCCCGAUCAUCGCGGGGGCCGCCGGAGGGGCCGCCUUUGUCCUGCUGGUGGCGGCCGCCGUGACGGGCGCCCUCUGCUACCGCCGGCGCCGGGCCAAGCACAGCGAGUCCCACCACCCGCCGCUCUCGCUCAGCACCCUGACCAGCCCCAAGCGGGGGGGCGGCGGCGGGGGCAACAACAACGGCUCGGAGCCCAGCGACAUCAUCAUCCCGCUCCGGACUUCAGACAGCGCCUUCUGCCCCCACUACGAGAAGGUCAGCGGGGACUACGGCCACCCGGUCUACAUCGUUCAGGAGAUGCCCCCCCAGAGCCCUGCCAACAUCUACUACAAAGUAUGAGGGGGGUGCGCAGCACGGCUCCCUCCUGGCGGAGGCUGCGCCCCCCCGGCCAUCACCACCACACCCCCCAACGGCGGGGAGGAACCUCGGCACGGACCGGGGGGACGUUGCCGCCCCUCUCGCCCGGCCUGGAUACUGGGGUCCGUGCACAGCUGCGGGGACCCCCCUCUACGGCAUUCAAGGGGGGUUCCCGGGAUUUGGACUUGGGCAGAGGGAAGGACCCUCCAUCUUGCUGUCUCCUCCUCCUCCUCCUCUCUCUCGGUGGAUUUGGGCCUGGCUCAGAUGGACAGGCUGAGAGAAUCGACCCCCUUUCCGCCAGGCGCCAGCGAGCUUAACAGAGACAAGACUCCCUUUCGCCCCACUUCCGGGUGCGAGGAGGGAAGGACUGGGCUCCCACGUCGGCUGAUUUCUUUCCAGAUAGGGACACACACUCACUCUCCCACACACAGACUCACAUCCCUCCAUUUCUCUCCUGCAAUGCGCCCCACAAUCCAGUUCCAAUGGAUUUCUCACCCCUGUUCAACAAAUGAAGGUGACUUAGGGCCCAUACGCACUUCCGUUUGCCCCGGGGAAACCCGAUCUUUAGCGCUGAAUCGGAACAAACGGCAACCGGGUUUUCCGCACAUGGCUGUUUGUUCCGAUUUAGCAAUAAAGCACAUUUUUUCCCCUGGGGGAACGCAGCGAGGGAAAGGCUUUCUAGGCAAAGGACGAGCGAAAUUGUGGGCGAGCCCUUACUUAUUAACAUCCACCAAAAUGAAUUAAAGUGGGGCGGUGUUUCUCUUUUUUUUAAAAAAAAAAUCACGCACAAAUUUCCUUGCACAAUUUCAAAUUCUUUUUGACAACAUACUCAAGGGUCACGCUGUUGUGGUCAGAUGGUUUUGGGGGAAGCAGCAACGGGUUAAGCAUAAUGUUGUCGCUAUUCUCCCCCCCCCCCCCCGGGAAAACACCCUACCGAGACUUAAUAGUUACCUUUCCAUUCCCACCCCGGAUACGUCCCUCAAAACUGACAUUUCAAGUAUUAAAUCUGAGAAUCUUGAAGGUUUGCAGGGUUUCUUCUGCCAAGUUACCUUUUGGCUCUGCAGAACCUGCCCUGUUCCUCUCGGCUUCUGUGAGGAGAUAAUUCGGUGGCAAACUCCAUUACCCAACUCUCUCCCCGCCCAAGAAAAGCACAAGGCCAGGGCAGGUGUAAGGGAGCAAUUUUGCCUGUCCCAUUUUGUUUCCCCCCAUUUUAGGUUCUGCUAGGGAAAGAGUUGAGGCCUCCUUUCCCAGCCUGCAUUUGUUUUGGACUACAAUUUCAGCCCAUAAUAAUAAUAAUUUAUUAUUUAUAACCCCCCCCCCAUCUGGCUGGGCUUCCCCAGCCACUCUGGGCGGCUUCCAGCAAAAUAUUAAAAUACAGUAAUGCAUCAAACAUUAAAAGCUUCCCUAAACAGGGCUGCCUUCAGAUGUCUUCUAAAAGUCUGGCAGUUGUUUAUUUCUUUGACAUCUGACAGGAGGGCGUUCCACAGGGCGGGUGCCACCACCGAGAAGGCCCUCUGCCUGGUUCCCUGUAACUUGGCUUCUCGCAGGGAGGGAACCGCCAGAAGGCCCUCGGAGCUGGACCUCAGUGUCCGGGCUGAACGAUGGCAGUGUAUAUCCUUCAGGGAUACUGGGCCGUUUAGGACUUUCAAGGUCAGCACCAACACUUUGAAUUGUGAUCGGAAACGUACUGGGAGCCAAUGUAGGUCUUUCAAGACCAGUGUUAUGUGGUCCCAGCGGCCGCUCCCAGUCACAAGUCUGGCUGCCUCAUUCUGGAUUAAUUGCAGUUUCCGGGUCACCUUCAAAGGUAGCCCCACAUAGAGCGCAUUGCAGUAGUCCAAGCGGGAGAUAACCAGAGCAUGUACCACUCUGGUGAGACAGUCUGCGGGUGAUAAGGGUCUUAUCCUGCGUCCCAGAUGGAGCUGGUAGACAGCUGUCCUGGACACAGAAUUGCGCCUCCGUGGACAGCGGUGAGUUCAGAAUGACUCCCAGGCUGCACACCUGGUCCUUCAGGGGCACAGCUACCCCAUUCAGGACCAGGGAGUCCUCCACACGCGCCUGCCUCCUUGCAGCUGAAUCAGGCCAAUACCCCUUCUGGCCCAGCUUCCUAUCUUCACAGGGACCAACCGGGUGCCUCAAGUGGGAGCCGAGUUCAAGAGCAGACCUCUCCCCUCCUGUAGUUUCCCGCAACUGAUACCCAGAAGCACUGCUGAGAGCACAGCCAUCCUGGCUAGGAGCCAACAAUAAUAGCCUUACACCUCCAUGAAUUUGCCUAAAGCUCUUUUAAAGCCAUCUAAGGUUGGUUGCUGUCACUGUCUCCUGUGGCAGGGAGUUCCACAGUUCGACCGUGCCUGAAGAAGGGACUUAUAUCUGUCCUGAUUCUUCCAACGUUCUGCUUUGUGGGUUGUCCACGAAUUUGAGAGUCAAGCCAGUACAGGGAGUUGUAGUUCGAAACAUCUGGAGGGUUCCAGGCUAGGGGAAGCUGGCUUAAGGAGACAACGUCAUGCCAUCGCUCACACCUGAGGAAACCUUCCUUCCCUUUCUGACACACACCCCUCACAUACCUCUCCCCCCCCCACCCAAAAGAAACCCCAUGCUCAUCCCCUUGGCCAUUAACCCCAUACACUUCUGCAGAUCACAAAAAAAUGAAGGAGGCCAUUUCUCUGCCGGAGUUUGGGGGUCAGAGAGACGCUGGCGGAAUCCACGGAUCGGACUGGGGAUUACUCGGAAAGAGGACCGGUUGCUUAGCCAUCCGGCGGCCGUUUUGUUAAGCUUUUUCGUUGUUUAGUUGUUAGAAGAAGAAAAGUCACACAAAAUGGCCACCCUUCCCCAUCUGACAUGACAACUGGGCAGGGCAGCGGUGGGGGGGAAAGAUUGUGGGGCUGUUCUCUGAGGGUCUUCGCGUUGCCCCCAUUUGGGGAGGAGACUGAAAGACUGGUUCCCCCCUCCCUCCACAGCCAACAUCUGGCUGGCCUUCAGAAACCGCGUAUUUUGUGCGUGUGGAGAUUUUUUCAUGGCGCUCCGAGAGAGGAGGGACUUUUGUGUGUGUUGGACUUGGGGAUUGUGGUCGGGGCCUUUCCUGCCUUUGGCAGGGGAACGGAACAAAACAAAAAAAAAAGAAAAAUGUGGUCUUUUUUCAGCUUUAACAGAGGUGGUUGUUUUUUUUAUCUGAGAGUUUCUUAGCUUUGUCGGUGGAAUUUUACUGUUGGACAUUGUUGAUUAUAGAAGUUCUUGUGCAGCUGG
Molecule: messenger RNA, 5289 nt
Organism: Podarcis raffonei (Aeolian wall lizard)
Lineage: Eukaryota; Metazoa; Chordata; Lepidosauria; Squamata; Lacertidae
Gene: EFNB3
Product: ephrin B3
Exons: 5
Coding region: 1018-2031 (337 amino acids)
Biological process (GO): axon guidance; ephrin receptor signaling pathway
Cellular component (GO): plasma membrane
Molecular function (GO): ephrin receptor binding
Source: RefSeq, a predicted model, not a curated record